Anisakis simplex (herring worm) is the source of this 264-nucleotide messenger RNA. The record is from the annotation of a GenBank genome assembly. Lineage: Eukaryota; Metazoa; Nematoda; Chromadorea; Rhabditida; Anisakidae.
AUGGUGAAACUGGGUGUGAAGACGUUGAAAACGGUGAAAGAGGUGCGUGUGGUUCUGCCUGAAGAGGAGUAUUUGGGCAAGUUGCAAGACAUCAUCGUUCGUGACUAUUUUCCUGAGUUACCCAAAUUAAAGGUGAUUUUUAUUUCAUUUUUCGUUUCGAUUUAUUCUAUGUGCAAGCAUUUUACUGUGAAUACAAAUUCGGUUUCUGUCGGUAAAGAAAUAAACUCGCAUAAAUUUAUACAUAAUAAUUUUUCUAGUCGAUGA